Rotaria sp. Silwood1 is the source of this 2382-nucleotide messenger RNA. The record is from the annotation of a GenBank genome assembly. NCBI's taxonomy places the organism in Eukaryota, Metazoa, Rotifera, Eurotatoria, Philodinida, Philodinidae.
AUGAAUAAAAAAAGUAAUGAACAAUGGGCUUGCAAAUAUAAAAAAGUAAAAGCUGUUGUUGUUCAACUUGAUGAACUUAUUUCUCAAAUUACGACUGAUCAUAACAUUCAGAAAACGAUGGAGAAACCAUGGUCAACAACUAGUGUUACUGCACGUGCUGACGCAGGAAAGCUUGACAAUGUGGGCGAUGAUGAAGUAUUAAAAUCAGCCAAGGAUGAAAUAAUACGCGCUCUUGACUUGGAAGAAUAUGAAAUAAAAGAUACAAUUAUAAAUGAUUUGUUAGAAAAUGGUCGACAAUCGUUGUCUAAGUAUGAGAAAUACCUUCUACCAGACGUCUAUGAAGCAGCAAUAAAUGAAAACCAUGGAAAACUGAUGAAAUACCUGAAAAAAUACUCUGAACAACAAUGGGAAGUAAAAUAUGGUUCUUCAAAUCAAUGGUUUAUCUUAUUUUUAAAAGAAUAUAAAGAUGCUGUGAAUUAUGAUUCUGUUCUGAAACGUGCAGCUGAAUAUGGCAAUAAAUACUUGAAAGAUUGCCCUAUCUUAUCAAUUGUUUUGCAACUUCUAUUUGAAGGUAUUGAUGACACAUGUAUGGAUGAAACAAAUGUAUUCAAUGAUCUAUGGUGUACAAUAACUGAUAAUGGUUUAAAAUCUAUAGGAAAUUUUUCUGAUAAUAAAAAGCGAUCGGUCUUAUUUCAAGCGUUACGUGAAUAUUAUCGUCCAAAAUUAUUUGAAUUAUUAGAAAAAAGUCAAGUCAAAGACAAAGACAGUUUGUAUGAAUUAGCGUUAGAUAAUGUUGCUGAAUAUGGUUGGUUACAAGGUUUACAAGCAGUUCGAAAGAGAAUAAUACCGAUAUUUUUUGAAACAUUACUAGAGAAUAUUCCUGUAUCUGGUGAUACAUCUGGAAAGUCAGUUCAACCAAAAGUGGAAGCUCCAAUAUCAGAAAACAAUCAAUCAUGCGUAUUUGGCCAAGAUACUCAGAUGUCAUGGAAGUUCAAUGGCAUCGGGAAGCUACGAGUGACAUGGUUCUUCAAGGAUCAACCAUUUCCAGUCAAUGAUCGCUUGCAAAUAACGGAGACUGAUGAUGGAACAUCGACACUAAAAAUUCGUCAAGCUGAAUUUGCUGAUCAAGGUGUCUAUACUGCUAGGGCAGCCAAUGCUUUUGGUGAGACUAAAGCUCAAACAACAUUAAAGGUUCAUUGCAUUACGCCUGUCAUCAACGUUAAUCUCAAUAAUGCACUGAAAGUCACAAAAGGUGAAACCAUGACACUCAAAAUCGUCGCCAGUGGAAUACCGAAACCUCACAUUGUCUGGAUGAAAGGUAACGACGAACUUACACCCAAUGAUCACAUUCAAGUGACAACACCAAUUGGUAACGAUGACAAAUACACACUGACCAUCUUAAAUGUACAACCAGAAGAUGAAGGAGAAUAUUCAGCCAAGAUCUCCAAUAUGGCUGAUUCACUCACAUCCAAUAAGUGCAAAGUCAUUGUUUCGAAAUCACCUAUGUUUAUUGUCAAGCCGACGACACAAAAAGUGAGACAAGGUGAGACAGCAGUAUUCGUCUCGAAUGUUGAUGGAUAUCCAACACCAAUUAUCACAUGGCUCCUCAAUGGAAAACUGUUGACAGAGAAAGAAAGCGUUGAAGUGCAAUUCUAUGCUACGGCUGAUCAAGCGAAGUUGUCCAUCCAAAAUGUUGAUCUAGAACAACAUGCUGGUUCAAUUACUUGUCGAGUGGAGAAUGAAUAUGGCGAGCAAGAAGAAACUGUUCGACUUGAUAUUCUUGUUGCACCAACAAUCACCGAAGACUUGCAGAAACAACAAGAAAUUAUAAGUGGACGGGAUAUCGCAUUGAAAGUCGUUGGAAAAGGAUCUCCACGACCAUUCGCUCAAUGGUUUUUCGAGGACCAACACAUUGACUGGGAGAAUGCGUCGGAAGACGAAGCGAAGAAUGAAUAUCAACUAGUGAUCAAACAGGCAACAACGAGAAAGAAUGAAGGAACUUAUCGAAUUGUCUUGAGGAACGAGGUGGGUGAAAUACAAUCAACUCCAUGUGCAGUUACAGUAUUGGAACCAGUGAAGUUGACCCUACUGGCACCAACAUCGAAUCUAGUUGACUUGAAAAUUGGCGAAAAAUUCGAGAUCAUCGUGGAUGUGAGUGGCAAGGAAACACCAAAAGUUCAGCUGACAAAAGAUGGAAAAGCAGUACCGUUCACAAGCGAGGGAACAACACGAUACACAUUCUCAGUGACUAAUGUAAAACAAGAAGAUCAAGGUGUUUACAUGGUGACAGCAAAGAAUAAAACUUCAACUGAAGAGACGGCUGUCAUUCUCAAUAUUACUGGUGAGUUUGCUUGCAUUUCAAAAACAAAUUUCGCAGCUUAA